AGUUCAAUUAUCAAAGCAUCAACUCAUAGAGUAUUACCCGAACUUUGCAAGUCAAAAGUAUGAUAGAGAAAUGAACGCACUCCAAUUGGUUUGGCGGGAGUAGGUGUACGUGGACGCCAAAAUCGUAUAUUUUGCUUAUUAAUAUUUUGUGAAUGCGUCAUGGGCGAUAAGGAUGGAGACACCUUUGAUGAUGCAGUUGAAGAGCGGGUCAUUAAUGAAGAGUACAAGAUAUGGAAGAAGAACACUCCGUUUCUGUAUGACUUGGUGAUGACUCAUGCCCUCGAAUGGCCUUCGCUCACCGCACAGUGGUUGCCAGAUGUGACGAGACCUGAGGGCAAAGACUACUCCGUGCACCGCCUCAUUCUCGGCACGCACACGUCAGACGAACAGAAUCACCUGCUCAUUGCGAGCGUGCAGCUGCCCAAUGAAGAUGCACAGUUUGAUGCUUCUCAUUAUGAUAAUGAGAAGGGCGAGUUUGGUGGAUUUGGCUCUGUGAGCGGCAAGAUCGAAAUUGAGAUCAAGAUAAACCACGAAGGAGAAGUAAAUCGGGCAAGAUACAUGCCCCAGAACCCAUGUGUGAUCGCCACUAAAACCCCUUCGAGCGAUGUGCUCGUGUUCGACUACACUAAGCAUCCUUCGAAGCCAGACCCUAGUGGGGAGUGCCACCCAGACCUCAGGUUGCGGGGUCAUCAGAAAGAAGGGUACGGACUGUCUUGGAAUCCCAACCUAAAUGGCUACCUUCUGAGUGCUUCCGACGACCACACUAUCUGCCUUUGGGACAUCAAUGCUACUCCGAAGGAAAACAGGAUCAUUGAUGCUAAAACAAUUUUCACUGGACACACUGCAGUAGUAGAAGACGUGGCGUGGCACUUGCUGCACGAGUCCCUGUUCGGCUCGGUGGCCGACGACCAGAAGCUCAUGAUCUGGGACACGCGCUGCAACAACACCAGCAAGCCGUCGCACACCGUGGACGCCCACACGGCCGAGGUCAACUGCCUCUCCUUCAACCCCUACUCGGAGUUCAUCCUCGCCACCGGCAGCGCGGACAAGACUGUGGCAUUGUGGGACUUGCGCAACCUGAAGUUGAAGCUUCAUUCGUUCGAAUCUCACAAGGAUGAAAUUUUCCAGGUCCAGUGGUCCCCGCACAACGAGACGAUCCUGGCUUCGAGUGGCACCGACCGCAGGCUGCACGUGUGGGACCUCAGCAAGAUCGGGGAGGAGCAGUCGUCAGAAGAUGCCGAGGAUGGACCCCCAGAGCUGCUGUUCAUUCAUGGUGGCCACACUGCAAAAAUUUCGGACUUCUCUUGGAAUCCUAAUGAGCCUUGGGUGAUAUGCUCAGUCUCGGAAGAUAACAUCAUGCAAGUGUGGCAGAUGGCGGAGAACAUAUACAACGAUGAGGAGCCGGAAACCCCGGCGUCUGAACUGGAAGCAGGUGCAUCGUAAGUGUGGGGCUUCGGCGCGCCACUUCUCGAACUUGACUUUAAGACUUUUCUACCACUGGUAUUAUAUCAACUGUUCGCGUGUUUGUAGGAAGGUCCUUGAGUGAUUUCUCCUCGUUUUGCAUUGAAGUAGUGUGGUAAGGAACGUUUGUUUCAGCAUUCAGUGUUCGGAGUGUAGCAUACUGUAUUCAGAUAACAUGUGUGUAAUUGAAAUUAGCAGACCAAAUAGUGUUGAUGAUAAUGUUUUGCAAUAUUUGGGACCUACUUCUUAAAUUGUCAUUCAUGAUUUUUUUUGUCUUAAGCGGAUAAUUUUAAAUGUUAUCUUAUGUGCGUGCAGUUAUAUGAACCUCUUAGAUUUUAAGAAAAAUUUUCAUUUUUUACUUUACUUGAAGCAGUGAAUACUUACUAAUAUACAGACUGGAUGAUCAUAAAUUAUUUUUUGUUUAAUAAUGUUAAGUGUAGAAAAAUGUGUAGUAGUGUUUUGUCAAAUUUUUUGUGUGUUUGUAUAUGAAAAUUAAUACCCUAGCUGUGCUUGGAUUUAAAUUUACCAGCAAAUAUUAUGUAUUUUUUUUUUUUAAAUCAGCUUGGCUUUGUUUUAAAAUGUAAAAACACAUAAGUUGAUGUAUAAUUUUGUGCUUGUAUAAAUGAUUUAGGACAGUGACUGUGCUACAUAUUUUUGUCAUAAAUUAAAAAAAAUAUUGAUUUAUUAAAAAAAUCAAAGAAUUAUUCUUGUUAACAAAGUGCUUUUGAGGCGUGUAAGUGAGGAAUGAUGUGUCUCUCAAAACUUAAACAAAAAUUUUUUCCUUAUGCUAUAUAUAAAUUUUCAUUUUAAGUUGUUUGAGGACCAUUGCAAUCUACACUGCAUAUAUUGCAAAGUUUUUAUGCUCCAGCUGAUAUAUAAGUUUCUGUUGCCAAGAAGAUGGCUUUACAAUUGCUGACAUCCUGUGCCAUCUAUUGUAAAGUUUGUACAAUGAUAAUAAAUUCCAUGUAAAACUGUA
Bacillus rossius redtenbacheri is the source of this 2437-nucleotide messenger RNA. RefSeq names its product chromatin assembly factor 1 p55 subunit (gene Caf1-55). Gene Ontology annotation, biological process: chromatin remodeling; regulation of DNA-templated transcription. The coding region runs from base 160 to 1443 and encodes 427 amino acids. Gene Ontology annotation, cellular component: NuRD complex; ESC/E(Z) complex; nucleus. Gene Ontology annotation, molecular function: nucleosome binding; histone binding. Lineage: Eukaryota; Metazoa; Arthropoda; Insecta; Phasmatodea; Bacillidae. The record is from RefSeq and is a predicted model, not a curated record. The transcript is spliced from 10 exons.